AUGAAAGAAGGUAAUACCACUGACGUAUUAUCCGCAUGCGGUAAGAAUAAGGAUCAGUCAACAAAUUGUAACGACAAUACCACUUUUUCAAAAUUCAAAUUAUUUUUCAUUUUUAAAAUUCCUGGAUUAGCUUACAACAAAAACAAAGAAUGUGAACUGUGCUUCACAUACUGCUCUGACCCAUAUUUCCAUACAUUCUUUAAUUGUCGAGCAGUUAUGCACAGAUUCAACCUUAACACCAUUCUUGACUCCUUACAGCUUUCAGGUGGUCAACGAUUCGAUUGGACUAUGGAAGACGCGUAUCAGUUGGUUAGAAGAAAGGACAACAUCACUACUCUCGUUUCACUUGUCUUUCAUCAAAUCUGGAAAUUCUAUUGUAAAUCCUAUUUUGGCGGUACUCCUCUCCACGAUAACAACCUACUAUCUAAUGAAUCUAUCAUUAAUGAAUAUAUACAGCACUUAUCAGUAAUGAAAUUAAUUAUAAAUAACAGUAUCAGGAAUAAUAAUAAUAUUUUAUUGGCAAUUAUAUAUAAUAUAAAACACGAACUAGCAGAAAUGCAAUUAUAUCAAACACCAGUAGAAGAGGAGCAAAAGGGUGAAUUAGAAAAUAUAGGGGAUACAGAUUUCCAAGAUGAAUCACUGAUAAACUUCAAUAGAAUCUAUAUACUUUAUUAUGAAUGUUUGGAGAAGAGAAAUGAUUGCUUAAGAUCAAAAUGUGUAAAGUUCUUUGUUGAAUAUCAUCGAUAUAAAUUUAUACAUUAUUUCGAUGUUCAAGGUUAUAUCAAGUUCAUUCUCGAUGUCUUCUUUGAUCCUUCAUUCGAAGUUUUCAACAACAUGUUACAUUUUGAAUGUCGUUUUCAUAAACCAACAAUACAACAUAUUUACAAAAGAAUAAUCAAUGAUAAAAGAAAUAUAGACAAUCAGAAUACAGUUCAGGAACAAAUGUAUCAAAAAGGUGAAAUACAAUUGGAUAAGAAUAUCAACACAAACACUAGUAGUGCUAUUGUCAACAAUCAAGAAUCAAGAUGUAUUCUACCAGAUAUAUUACUUGAAAGAAUCAUCUCAUUUUCAUUGGAUAACUUACCAACAUUCGAUAUAAGUCAAGUUGAUCUCGAGAUUGUAUUGAAUAUUGCAUUAGUUUCAAAAAAGCUCUUCAAAAUUGUAUCAAAGUAUAUUUCAAAUGGUUAUUAUUUGCGAGGUCCCAUCAAGCUGCAGAGUGAAUAUUGUAAUAUCAAUUCACCUUUGCAUUUCGAUUAUGAUUCGAUUAAAUACAUCAAAUAUGGUGAGAGUAGCGAUCGUAUCAAUCAAUUAUUCUCAAGAGUCAAAGAGUUUAGUUUUGUUUAUGACGAAUUCGAUUGUUCAAGUAGCAAAGACCGUAAACGGUAUUAUAUCAUUAGAGAAUCUGAAGGUUAUUACGAAGAGGAUAUCUAUAAUAAGGCCAUAAAGUGUCAAGAAUACUUGACAAGUCUUCCAGCAAUGCCAAAUCUAAAGAGUAUCACUGUCACCAGCUACUUUGGAUAUAGAACCAACUACAGUUCAUUCCUAUCAUCGAUAUUGACAAACACCCCCAAUGGCAAUGGUCAUGGGAUUGAAUCAUUCAAAAUUGCCAUCGACAAAGAUUGGACCCAUGGUCAGGGCUACUCUCACUUGGACUUUUUGGAGCCACUGUUACGAUUACAUUCAAAUACAUUGAAAUCAAUAGAAAUCAAGUAUUUAAGAUUUUGCCAUGAUGAAGAUAUGAAAGCGUUACUUCAGAUAUUAGCUCCAACUUUGGAACAUCAAAAUUUCUCAUUCAUUUUGUAUGCCGACUUUCGAAUGUUAAAAAGAGUUUGUCAAGUUGAUCAAGAUCGAAAAGUCUAUCAAUAUUUAUUGAAUCAAAAAAUCCAAAAUAAUAUACCUUAUGAAGAUUAUGAUGAUAAUUCUGACUAUGAUCAAGAUGAAGAAGACUACGAUAAUGAAUAA
This is a messenger RNA of Heterostelium album PN500, 1962 nucleotides long. RefSeq lists its product as uncharacterized. Lineage: Eukaryota; Evosea; Eumycetozoa; Acytosteliales; Acytosteliaceae. The transcript has 5 exons. Bases 1 to 1962 code for a protein of 653 amino acids. The record is from RefSeq and is a predicted model, not a curated record.